Messenger RNA from Ascochyta rabiei, 855 nucleotides. RefSeq lists its product as uncharacterized. Lineage: Eukaryota; Fungi; Ascomycota; Dothideomycetes; Pleosporales; Didymellaceae. The transcript has a single exon. The coding region runs from base 1 to 855 and encodes 284 amino acids. The record is from RefSeq and is a predicted model, not a curated record.
AUGGCUACCUUCAUUGACUUUUCCUUCGCUGUCGACGCUGCUCGCGAAAGGCGCGUCAGGACUGAACGCCCCGCUGAGGCCGAGCGUGUUGACGCCCAGAUAGCUGCAGAAGAGCAGUGUCGCGAACAGGAGGCAGCGUUUCACCGUCAAGGGCUCAAUGAGCCGCACAGAUGUAAUUAUUCCGCUUCUUGGUAUUUUAUCAUGAAAUUGACUGGGGGCGCAGCAACGCUCGGCACUGACAAGUCACUGCCGCCUACACCAUCAGCCACGACCUUCUUUGCCGCACCACAAGCUGCAGACAUUGCGAACACCAAAGCGGAGCAAGUGCCUGCCCUGCCAAGGCUGGGUAGGCGGCAGAGAGCAAAGGAGUUUUUCCGUCCUGGACUGCGCAAGAAGCGCGUUGCAGAGGAGUUUGCGAUCAUGCAACUCAUCGCUCCAGAGGUAGAGCAUUCUGCUGAGGCGCCGUCACUGCCGGGCGCUGGUCUAUUGGAGCUCCGGGUGAGAGAGGAGAAGCCGUUAUAUAUCUCGCCCAUCGAAGAAGAGUUCGAUGCGGAUGUGACGCGAGCAGGUGAUGACGGCGAGAUCACCGCGCUGCCGUCACUCCCUGGCCACCGCUGUCGGGUCCGAGCUUGUCCUUGGAGAUUUCAGGAGCAAUUGGACGAGCCAUCAGCAGAAGACCUAGCUGACUAUGCGAUGGAUGAGGAUGAAGCGGCGUACGACGCUCCAGGGAAUCGACACCGAUCGAACCAGGACAUCAUCGACCUCAUCCGACGAGGCCACCGGGCAGCCACACAAGAUCGCGGCUCCCCCCGCCAAGUACCAGGACUUCCGUGCCCUGCUCGAAUCCCUCGGUAA